Molecule: messenger RNA, 1110 nt
Organism: Clonostachys rhizophaga
Lineage: Eukaryota; Fungi; Ascomycota; Sordariomycetes; Hypocreales; Bionectriaceae
Source: the annotation of a GenBank genome assembly
AUGUCAGAUUCCUUGGAGUUGAGCGGUAUUGUCCGCGAGCUGUCACACGCUUUCGCCGUGGACUUCUCGCCACCUCAUUCCCCAAUGUCAGGCGCGUCUCAUGACGUCUGGCUCAUCGAAAAUCCUGCAAAUGGCGAGACUUGGAGUAUUAGAAUCGCCAAGAAUGAAUUCGCAGAUACUCUGAGUGAUCGAGGAACGACUAUUCUUCGAUAUCUCAAAGAGAGGCGCCCGAAGCUCCAGGUUCCCAGACUUCUUUGCCAAUCAAAGCAAUAUUCCGUUUUCCAGUAUCUUGGCGGAGAGCCAAUUGAUUAUUGGGACUCCAAUAAGCUUUCGGAUCAGAAGAGACAUCGUUUACUUGACAGUUUGGCUGUAUUUCUGUUUGAAAUGUGGACUUGUCCUGUGCCAAGGAGUGCUUGCUCCGUUGAUUAUAAGAGAUGGCUACAGUCGGAGGUUGACUUGGCGAUCAUUCGGUCAUUGGAAGGCGAUCCAGGCUGGGGAGACCUGAUCACUUUUCUCCACCGACGAGCCGCCGUAGAUGAUGUUGUUCCAGAAGGUUCCUUCCCAAGAGCAGCCAUCAAGCACGGCGAUCUUAGUGCUUGGAACGUUUUGAUGGAUGACAAGGGAAUCUCCGGCUGCUGUACUGAGGCCCGAUGUGACAGAGUAAUCGACUGGGACACGGCGCAGUUUGUCCCAAUGCCAGCUGCCAUUCAUCAUCCUCUCUUCAUUGCCGACAUACCAGGCUGGCAGAAUGCCGUUCCAGAAAACAUGACCUUUGAGAAGGACCGAAAAUAUCUCCAAAAUGCCAUUGCUAAGAUAGCUGGCAAUUCGAACCACCCUGACGCUCAGAAUGUCUCUCGACUCAUAUCAAAUUGCUUUGAGCGACAGUUCUUUGAACUUUCACUCCGUAGUAAGCUUACAAACGAUCACUACAUCGAGGCAAGAGUAAAAAUGUCCAUGGUUGAGAAAGUAGUACUUCAAAAGCAACUGGGAGCCUUCCUUGCCAUCUAUACAGGACUGCGAACGAAUCCAACCAUUCUAGUGCUUCAAGAACGCAUGAGACGGACAGAAGGGGUCAGCGUACCAAUAAUGGAAGGCCAAAAUCUCUCAUAG